GCUUAGCGCCUACGGUCGUAGGAGUUAGGUUCUUUAAUGUGCCUAAACGCCUAACGCGACACGAAAUCCGAAAGACCUGUGACCCUCACUCUAAAUACCGAGCAUUUGGCGAAGGAGCAAUCACUACCUAUAUUUACGUCUUAGGUCUGACGGGGCUCAAACUCACGACCUCCCGGUUACAAAGCGAACACUCUUCCACUAAGCUACUACUCCAGGAAAUUACAGCUGAGAUGAUACCGAUCUUGAUUUUGCUACUCUUGGUCUAUGAUUCACGCGCUGAGACAGAAUCCAAAGGUUCUAAAAAUGUCAUACACGAUUACAUAAGAGAGCAGCAGCCACCUGUCCAAGCAGAUCACCAUGGAGAAGCACAAAAACGGCAACUUGGUAAUGCCAUGCUGCAUGAUACGGAAGAGGCCAUGAGACUAUUGAAACUUGCCACGAGAAUCGCAAUCAAGAACGUUGUUUACACAAGGUGGGGAAAGAAGACCUGUCCUUCGAAAGCCGAGCUAGUUCACUCUGGAUUUGUGGGUGGGUCGCAUUCUUACCAUUCGGGAGCGGCUGUUGAACCUCUUUGUUUACCAAGGGAUCCGGAAUGGGGACUAUACAACAAUAAGGUUGAUCGUUACAGAGGUCUAGUGUAUGGAGCAGAAUACGAGACAAAUUCGUUCUUUCGUCACAUUUCUAACCAUGAUGUACCGUGUGCUGUCUGUCUCAGUCACGGUAGAUCUGUUGUGGAGGUUUUUCCAGCAAGGAAAACUUGUUACAAAGGAUGGAACUUGGAAUAUAGUGGGUAUCUUAUGGCGGGACAUUGGGACUACCAUGCUGGAACAAAGUACACGUGUGUGGAUAAAAUACCCGACAUAAUAUAUGGUAGUCAUUCAAAUAAAAAUGGUUACCUAUUUCAUCAUGUGGAGGCCAGAUGUGGAUCAUUGAAAUGUCCACCAUACGUACACGGGCGGGAACUUGUGUGUGCUGUCUGCUCCAGGGCGUGAAAAAUGUGUGCAUGGUUAUAGUCAAUAAAGUUCUUCAUGCAUGGAAUAAUAUCUCGAGAAAUAUUAUUAUUCGCUGAAAUAGCAAAAUUUUAAAAAAGGAUUAAAAAUUUAAACAAACGCCCACACCUUUGGUUGCAUGUGUUUAGAUUUUGUCGUCCGGACACCGACAUUGUGACUGACAGUAACGUCUCUAUAGAUACGCCAAGAUUCAAGUCUAUCCAAACUGUGACCGCUGGACCAAUAAUAGGGCCACAGGAGGGGUGCUUAGUUCUCCAUAGGAGUAUAACGGGGGAAAUAUUUACAAAUCUUCUUUAGAACCACUUGGCCAAACUUCGCACAAAGUAUCCUUGGAUAAAUGGGAUUCAAGUUUGUUAGAAUAAAGGGUUUUCUAAGGUGAGAUAAUUGUAAUAUAGUGAAAAUUUGGUGAUGUCUUUUGAAAUAUUCUCCAUAACCACUGAGCUAAUUUUAACCCAACUUGACACAAGGUAUCCUCGGGUAAAAGGAAUUCAAAUUUGUUCAAUGAAAGUCCAGACCCCUUUCCAAAAGGGACAUGAUUUUGAAUAACUGAAAAUUAAGUGUGUGUCUUACAAAAUCUUCUCAUAACCACUGCACCAGAAUUGUCAUUAUUUACAGGAAAGAUGCUCUACAUCGUACAAGUUCAAGUCUGUUCAAACCGCGACUCCCUGAUUAAUAGCGUGGCCAAAGAGGGAUAAACUGUUCAGGGAAACUGUAUUUAAAGCUACUAAAUUCUAACGCGGAGGGAUAAACUGUUCAGGGAAACUAUUUAAAGGUACUACAUUCUUGCGAGGAGGGAUUAACUGUACAGGGAAACUGUAUUUAAAGGUACUAAAUUCUUACGCGGGGGGAUAAACUGUACAGGGAAACUAUAUUUAAAGGUACUAAAUUCUUACGUGGAGGGAUAAACUGUACAGAGAAACUAUAUCUAAAGGUACUAAACUCUUACGCGGAGGGGUAAACUGUACAGGGAAACUGUAUUUAAAGAUACUAAAUUCUUACGCAGAGGGAUGAAAUGUAUUGGGAAACUAUAUCUAAAAGGUACUAAAUUCUUACUCUUUUCUGUAUGUUGUUUUAUCAAAUCAGUGACUUGAUCGUGCAUAGAAUAUACUAGCAUAGUAGGUAAAUAUUGACUUGUCGAUAAUUUUGCUUUCUCCAGUGGAUCUUCAGGCAAUGAUGGGUUUACUGUUACAUGUAUAUACGGUAAUUCGAACCCAAGAGAUAUCAUUGCCUGUAGUUUGGGUUUACUUGAAGUCGUUAAAGAAAUGAUUAUCAAAAACUAAAAUUAUCAUGAUUAGAUAUUUAUUGAGCAAAACGUGAUGGACCAGCUGAACCGAAAAAUGCCGUCCGCUCCAAUGAAUCUCUUACUCUGUAAUUACCCUUACACUUCUCAACGUGACUCAAUAUAUUGUACUCAAAAUGGAAUUUUAAGGAACUGGAGCCAUUAGUCUAAUGCCGCAUUUCCUGUGCUACAUAGAGAACUAAAAAGUCGAUUACAGGAGCGAGGCUCACUGAUACCUAAAUCUUUUCACAUUUAUGAAAUCGUCAUUAACGAUAUUACAGAAUUAAUCUCGCCAUUAUCCCAAAAUAUGUAACAUUAGCAUCUGCAAUUCUUUCUUUAUUAAAUAGAAAAGGCUUUUAGCUAGGCAAGAAAUUUGUGAAACACCCCCUCCUCCGCCCUGCAUAUUUCUACAAAUGAUUUACUUCACAUAAUUGCCUCUGAGCAUUCUUCUGCAUUGCUUUACGUAACUCAUCUUGCAUAAAAUAUGUAUUUAUUGAAGUUAUUAUAGCACGCGUUCGUGUUUAUAAAUAACUUAUCAGAAAUCUCUUGGCUGGUUUGUUGGGUUAGAUGUGGUAUGACGUCAUAGCCCGGGUUAUCAGAGACAUGUAAAUCUAUUCGAGGGCUCUUCAUUUUCGUCCUAAAACAAUGAUUCUGUGUAUAUGUUGU
Messenger RNA from Ostrea edulis (European flat oyster), 2955 nucleotides. RefSeq lists its product as uncharacterized. NCBI's taxonomy places the organism in Eukaryota, Metazoa, Mollusca, Bivalvia, Ostreida, Ostreidae. Bases 231 to 992 code for a protein of 253 amino acids. The transcript has 5 exons. The record is from RefSeq and is a predicted model, not a curated record.